AUGUCCACACGAAAAACGUCGGACCGUGAAAAAAAUGAAAAAAUACGUCAAUUGCGUGAAGUAACGGGCGUUACUGAACAACAAGCACGAUCAGCACUACAAUCGAAUGAUUGGGCUGUUGAUCGUGCUAUCAAUGCAUUCUAUGAAGAAUCAGCUUAUUCUUCGAAUACUGGUAGUUCACAUCAUUCAUCCCAUCAUAGCCAAACGUCGUCAUCAUCAUCGUCGUCUUCAUCAUUAUCGAGAUUUGAUCGAAAAAAAAUCGAACAACUAUGGCCAACUUAUGCCGAUCCACGUGAUACAAGUAAAAUGAAUUUAGAUCAAUUAUUACGAUUUAUCAGUGACCUAAAAUUCGAUCCAAGUGACCGAGAAAUUCUAAUUUUUUGUUGGAAAAUGAAUGCUUCUAAACAAGGAGAAUUACAGCGCAAUGAAUUUCUACACGGCUGCCAAGAUUUGCAAUGUGAUACACUAGAUAAAUUACGUGAAAAAAUUAAACAACUUAAUAGCGAAGUCGAAACUGAUAAUGAAAAAUUCAAACAAUUGUAUAUCUACACAUUUAAUUUUGCACGUUCAUCAACAUCUAUGAAAAAUCUUGACGUACAGCCUGCUAUGGCAUAUUGGAAAAUGUUAUUUUGUGGAAAUCCUAAUAAUAAGCAAUUUCAAAGAUUUAAGCUACUUGAUUUAUGGCUUAAAUUUCUUGAAGAACGUUCUAACCAACGAUCGAUUACAAAAGAUACGUGGGAUUUAUUACUUGAUUUUUCAACAACAAUUAAAUCGGAUUUUUCUAAUUAUGAUCACGAUGGUGCUUGGCCAACGUUAAUCGAUGAUUUCGUCGAAUAUGUUAAAACAUCACAAAGUCAAUCGUCUUCUGUCAAUGUUUAA
Messenger RNA from Rotaria socialis, 879 nucleotides. The record is from the annotation of a GenBank genome assembly. Lineage: Eukaryota; Metazoa; Rotifera; Eurotatoria; Philodinida; Philodinidae.